AUGCCGUCAUAUCACUACUCUUUGCCCCUCGCCGGCCUCAUCUUCCUUGGCCUCUUCCUCGCGUGGCACUACCGACACCGCUACGUUGAUCGCCUGCCGCGCUCCGUCUCCUCUCGGCUACGAUACUACGCGCCUUUGCGAACGUUUGAGGAUGCUGCAGAACAAGGCUUCUCGACCUCCAACUUCGACUUGAGCGGCAACAUCUCGGGCGACCAGCGCGCCGGGCUCGACGACCGAACGCUCACCGAGGUGAGGAGGAUCAUGGAGCGGGAAAAUGUCGGGUUUGACGAGGCAAGGGUCAUCCACAUGAACCGCAUCUUCCGCAAGAACGGCAUUGAUGCAAAUGGGUUCCCGAUUGAUCCGAAGGCCAUCACUUCAUUGGGUUAA
Molecule: messenger RNA, 387 nt
Organism: Rhodotorula toruloides NP11
Lineage: Eukaryota; Fungi; Basidiomycota; Microbotryomycetes; Sporidiobolales; Sporidiobolaceae
Product: protein of unknown function DUF2015
Exons: 4
Coding region: 1-387 (128 amino acids)
Source: RefSeq, a predicted model, not a curated record